GUAUCAUCCAAAAAUAUUGUCCUUUAUAACGGGGUGAGCUUUUGAUAUGUUUAGUCUUAACCAAUUUUUUCUUUAUACAUAUACAUAUCCUUCCUGUCUUGACAGAAAUCGGCAAAUGGAAUUUGUUAAGCAUAACCAUCCACUAAUCCUUGAUGAAAACUUUUAUGGUGGUGAAGAAGAAGCUUGCUAUCUCUGUAAAGGGCGAUUACGCUCUCAAAUCAUACACUCUGUCUAUCGGUGCAGCAGCAGAAGUGAUGGCGGCAAUAUUGCUGAUGAAAAUGUUGAUUGUGUUAAACUGUUUGUGCACAAAAGCUGUGCAGAACUGCCCCUCAAAAUGACAGACUACUAUAAGCACCCACAACACCCUAUUACCCUUGUUUGUCCAAAAUUAAUGCCAUAUAAUCACCGGUCCCAACUCUGUUCUCUCUGUUUUUGGCCUCCACCGCAUACCGUAGUCUAUUCUUGCGAGUCGUGUGAUCUGACACUGUGUCUGCAAUGUGUUACAUGUCCAAUUGUUUAUCAUCCUAGUCACAAUCAACACGCACUUGUGCUAGUAGAGCGUAUGGCCACUUUUCUUUGUGACGCCUGUGGACUGGAAUCUGGCGGUUUCUCCUCAUGUAAAUGCAGCACAUGCCCCUUUUGGAUCCACACAGACUGUGCAAUCUUAUCUUCUUCCAGAAAAUUUCAAUUCCAUACACAUCCUCUUCUCUUGGCUUAUUCUUUUCCUCAACAAUAUCUUAAUUUCAAACGCAAGUGCUUAAUCUGCAAGCAGUUCAUAGUGCCAACACAAUGGAUUUACUAUUGUGCCGGUUGCAGAAUCUUUCUUCAUAUCGAUUGUGCUACAAGAAAUCCGAAGACGACAAUGAGGUGCUCAAGAUGGCUCCUGACGCUUUGGUUGGAUUCGGCUUGCUUGACCCUGUUCAAAAGUUGUCGUCAGGUGGCUGUGACAAUACUGUGCAGGUGUAGAAGUUGUCUAAUGGUACUUGAAAUAUGUAUUUCUUCCUUGCCAUUCGAUAACACAACGAUUGUUUGAGAGAUGUAGCUUGGGCUCCCAACUUGGGACUUCCAAAGCCUACAAUUUCAAGCCAAUCGCGGGAUGAUGCAGUGGUCAUUUGGAAUGGGGCAAUGUAUAGUGUUGCGUGACUUUAAGAAGCCUAUUUGGUGCGGUGCGGUGGUCAUUUGGA
Molecule: messenger RNA, 1184 nt
Organism: Daucus carota subsp. sativus
Lineage: Eukaryota; Viridiplantae; Streptophyta; Magnoliopsida; Apiales; Apiaceae
Exons: 2
Coding region: 47-1033 (328 amino acids)
Source: RefSeq, a predicted model, not a curated record